This is a messenger RNA of Petromyzon marinus (sea lamprey), 1752 nucleotides long. RefSeq names its product GTP cyclohydrolase 1 (gene GCH1). The record is from RefSeq and is a predicted model, not a curated record. Gene Ontology annotation, molecular function: GTP cyclohydrolase I activity; GTP binding; zinc ion binding. Lineage: Eukaryota; Metazoa; Chordata; Hyperoartia; Petromyzontiformes; Petromyzontidae. Gene Ontology annotation, biological process: tetrahydrobiopterin biosynthetic process; tetrahydrofolate biosynthetic process. Gene Ontology annotation, cellular component: cytoplasm.
CAGCUGGAGCCGGCCUCUCUGUUCACUUGUUGCGCUCGUGUCGGCUACAGUUCCACAAUCGCGCGCGCGCACACACACACGCACGCGCGAUUAAUUACAUAAGCCUUCACGCACAUACCUUAUCAAACACACCAUACGUAGAUCCGGCACCUGCGAUUAACAUAGGUUGGCUACAUACGGCGCGAAAUCAGAUAAACAUAAUAUUUCUUCACACACAUAUAUACCGACUCACACACAUAGUCGCAGCACACUUACUUAAAAAAUCACAGACAGGUAUAUUCAUAAUCACACACAGGUAUCUACAUAACAUCCCACAUACAUACACACAAGGUGCCUGCAUAAUCACACACACACACACUUGGCACGCACCCUACGUGGCCUUACACACAACGCACGCAGCUAACCGGCAUAAUCUAACGCACACGGGGACCUACGUAAACACUCACACGUGGGAGCCGCAUCAAACAACACAGGGGCGAUAGCUGCACACGGCAGCCGCACUCAACCGCACGCAUGAACGCUCACGCUAACAAAACCAUGGACAGCGGCAGCGGGAGCUCCAAGUCCGCCCUCGCUAACGGCUUCUCAGCAGCGGCGCAGGAGGAUGAGGAAGACGGCGUGAGAAGCGACGAGGGCACUCUGCCUCCUCCUCCUCCUCAUCCUCUCGUCCUCCCUGCGGGUCACUCGGAGCGCACGAACGGACUGCAGGCGGUGCCCGCUCCAGGGCGCGUCGCGCACGCAGCCCCAGCGACGGCGUUGAGGCAGCUGGAGGUCGCCUACACGGGCAUCCUGCGGGGCAUCGGGGAAGACCCGGGCAGAGAGGGGCUGCUCAAGACGCCCGGUAGGGCAGCCAAAGCCAUGCAGUUCUUCACCAGGGGUUACCACGAGAGGCUCGCGGACAUCCUGAACGACGCGAUCUUCAAUGAGGACCACGACGAGAUGGUGAUCGUCAAGGACAUUGACAUGUUCUCCAUGUGUGAGCAUCAUAUGGUGCCCUUUGUUGGCAAGGUGCACAUUGGAUACCUGCCCAACAAAAAGGUGGUGGGACUUAGCAAGCUGGCCAGGAUCGUUGAAAUGUUCAGCAGGAGGCUCCAAGUACAAGAGCGGCUGACCAAGCAAAUUGCUGUGGCCGUGACGGAGGCACUGCAGCCUGCAGGUGUCGGUGUGGUCAUCGAAGCCACCCACAUGUGCAUGCUGAUGCGUGGCGUGCAGAAGAUGAACAGCAAAACGCUGACGAGCACCAUGUUGGGUGUCUUCCGGGAGGAUCCCAAGACCCGAGAAGAGUUCCUGUCGCUCAUCCGACACUGAGUGAGCAAAGCGAGUUCGCGGGCAUGCCGCUGGCCUGCGGACCGCAACAUUGCGGAGCACGUGACCACCGGUGAUAACAACAACAGCAACAACAACGCUUCCUUCCCAGACCCCCUUGAGAGCCUUCAACAUUCAACCCCGUCCUGACUAGCCGCUGCCACUGCACAAGCUUGUGCCGUUACAUAUACACCUGUAAGGUUGUCGUGUGGUGAUAGAAUGUAGCAUGCUUGGUUGAGGACUGAGGACAAAGUUGUAAUUUAUGGAAACAAAAUCUGAAAUUCUUGUAGGUUGCUAGAACAAGAGGGAUGGGUGGGGGGGGGGGUGUGGUGAGUUGUUUUUACCAACCCAUGAAUCAAGCCUCUGGAGAUUCACAAAGGUAGCUAUAAGGGGCCGUCCAUAAAUGACGUCACACACCUGGGGGGUGGGGGGGUCAGACAUUUGUGA